AUAUACCCAUUAUGCUUACAGCGUCAUGAGUCAUGAGUUCCUUUUUCCCGUGGAUUGUUUGCUUGUUUUUAUUAAUCUGUGAUAAAAUCAUAAACACCAAUAUUUUUUCUCUUCUUGCAUUUUUCGUUAUUUUUGAAGGAGAAAAUUCAGUAACACUCCUAGUAAUUCAGUAGUGGCAAUUCUGUAACAGUCCUUACAGUCGUUGAUUACUUAAUGUUGAAGUUUUCGUAUGAAGUCAUUGAAGUUGGUAACUUGCAGGUCCCCAUGUCCCACAUUUACGCUGCGAAUUUCUAAUCCAUCAACAAGAUGAGCACGAUCUCAUCAGAUUAUAUCACGGCAGACCCGAAAGGUCUCUAUGUGUACAGCCGCGAUCUUCACUACAACCUGAAAAUCAAGAUUGGCACACUGGAUGGAUCUCUCCCCACUCCAUCCAUUGAUGAAAUUCUGGAGAAGCCAUUGCGGCGGUUCUCCGAGACUGACGGCAACAUGCUGCUGGAGAUCUUCAUAUCGUGUCAGCUGUUUUCAGGUGGAAAGCCCAUUUCGAUGGAAGCGCGCACGCGCUACAAGGCUUUCCAUCAGCGCUUCAGCUGGAACGAAUGGUUGUAUCUGUCCAUGCAUAUUUCGGAUCUUCCCCGAGACACUUUGCUGGUGUGCACCUUAUACAGUGUAAACGGCCCUUAUGACUUACUUCCGCUGGGCGGGACAUCCAUCAGCGUCUUCGGCAAUAAUGGAAAAAUGCGUUGUGGACCCCAUGAUUUAUAUGUUUGGCCAAUGGUCCGUGGCGAUGGGGUAGUUCCAUCGGCGACACCGGGAAAAGUUGUUGACGACAAUUUUCAGAUGAAUCGCUUAGCUAAGCUUGUCAAGCGACAUCGCUCAGGAAGGAUCCGAAGUGUAGACUGGUUGGAUCGUCUGACUUUUCGUGAAGUGGAAAUGAUCAACGAAAGAGAGAAGCGUGAAAUGAGUGCCAUGUUUUUGAUGGUUGAUUUUCCCCCAAUUUCGGUGGACGACAGAGAAGUUACUGUUGUGUUCUAUGAAGACGAAGCGGAUAAACGAGUGGAAUGUGUUGUUGCGCCAUCAAUCGUCAAAGUUUUGGACGGAGAGUUAGAUAAGCCAAAUGUGGUGGAACGAAAGCACCAUAUACUAACGCGCAAUGUUCGAAGCGGUGCGGCUGAUCGUGAGCUGAAACCCAACAGUAAUGCUCGCAACCAGUUAAAUGCUAUUCUGGCUUAUCCUCCGGAUCAAACACUGACUUCGGAAGAACAGGAUCUUCUGUGGAGAUAUCGGUUUCAUCUCAGUCAGGACAAGCAUGCUCUAACCAAAUUUAUUACUUGUGUUAACUGGGGUAUACCCACGGAGAAACAGCAAGCGGAGAAAUUGGUCCUGCAGUGGCAGCCCAUUGAUCCCGGCGCGGCACUGGAGUUGUUAACCUCCAGGUUCACUAAUCCCUUUAUUCGGCAGUAUGCCGUGGAUCGGCUGGCCACCACGACUGACGAUGAAUUGCUGUUAUAUUUGUUGCAAUUAAUACAAGCCUUACGAUAUGAAGAUGCUACUGAGAUACGAGCGGCCUUAAUACGGGUUUCCAAUGCGCCGUCUUCCCAUGCGCGCAAAGAAUCAGUUAGCAGAUCUUCUCUAUCUGAAAAGGUGUCGGAUCUUGUCCAACCAACCAGUGUUACCACUAAACGUGACCUUGCCACUUUCCUCAUUGAAAGAUCCUGUCAAAAUCCAAAACUUGCCAAUUAUUUCUAUUGGUUUUUGAAAGCGGAGUGUGAGAAAAACAAGCAAACGGCGGAGAACAACAAAUUAGCUCAAGAUGGGUUACCUAUGGAUACUUUCCUCAUUGUGAUGAAGCGCUUCAGUAAUGCCUUGUCCCAGGGUGAUGAUCUGCACAAAUCCACCCGAAUGAUGCUUUCACGGCAGCUGGUGUUUGUGGACCGUAUUAUGAAACUACUGAAAGAAAUUGCGCGUGAAAGCGGUACACGUAAACGAAAGAUUGAACGAUUGCAAGGUCUACUGGGCAAUCCCGAUUCAGAACUGGCCAAAUGCUUCUCCUACGCUGAUCCUCUGCCCCAUCCGCUGGAUGCGGAUGUGCGCAUCGUGGGUUUGCGGGCGGAUAAUGCAUGGCUUUUCAAGAGCGCACAGAUGCCGGCCAAAUUGACAUUUGUUCGAGAGGAUGGAACAGAUUAUGUGACGAUAUUCAAGCUGGGAGAUGAUUUAAGACAGGAUCAGCUUGUCUUGCAAAUAAUCUCCCUUAUGGAUAAACUUUUAAGGCAAGAGAAUCUGGAUCUUAAACUGACACCAUACAGAGUGAUUGCCACGGGUACAGAUAAUGGUUUUGUGCAGUUCAUUGAUUCUACCCCGUUGGCGGAAAUAUUAGCAACCGAAGGCACAAUUCAGAACUUUUUCCGAAAAGUUGCUCCCAGUAAAACUGGAGCGAAUGGCAUUGCGGGUGAAGUUAUGGAAAAUUACGUCAAGAGUUGUGCUGGGUACUGUGUUGUGACGUAUCUGUUGGGUGUGGGCGAUCGGCAUCUGGAGAACUUGCUGCUGACCAAACAAGGAUAUCUGUUUCAUAUUGACUUCGGCUACAUUCUCGGACGUGAUCCCAAGCCGAUGCCCCCGGCUAUGAAGCUCAAUAAGGAAAUGGUGGAAGCGAUGGGCGAGGAUAACUUCAGGAUAUUUUGUGUACAGUGCUAUUCGGCGUUCCUUAGCCUGAGAAGAUCGGCCAAUCUUAUAUUGAACCUGUUUUCAUUGAUGGUGGAUUCGAGUAUUGCGGAUAUCGCACUGGAGCCGGAUAAAACCGUGAAGAAGAUUCAGGAUAAAUUUCGCUUGGAUCUCAAUGAUGAAGAAGCUGUGUUGUAUUUACAAAACCUUAUUGAUGUCAGUCUGACGGCCAUUAUGCCGGCUGUUGUUGAUACAUUCCGAAAAUUCGUACAGUGGGUUCGUCCUUAGACUUCGCCAAGUCAGCCCUGUGGCAUUAGAAUAGUUUGUUUUCGUUUUACUGUAGAUGUUUUUAUUUACAGACAAAAGGUGUGCUUGUUUUUUACAUUUCUCCCAGUCUUCUGUGAUUCUAGUGCUGCUUAGAAUGAUCCCGUCUUUCCUUCGUAUUAUAUAACUGUUUUAUAUUAAUAGCUUUCGAUUGCGUGCACAAGUUAUUAAAAUUAGUAACCAGC
Messenger RNA from Paramacrobiotus metropolitanus, 3167 nucleotides. Its product is annotated as phosphatidylinositol 3-kinase catalytic subunit type 3-like. The coding region runs from base 307 to 2946 and encodes 879 amino acids. The record is from RefSeq and is a predicted model, not a curated record. Gene Ontology annotation, biological process: phosphatidylinositol-3-phosphate biosynthetic process; phosphatidylinositol-mediated signaling; autophagosome assembly. Gene Ontology annotation, cellular component: membrane; phosphatidylinositol 3-kinase complex, class III, type II; peroxisome. Gene Ontology annotation, molecular function: 1-phosphatidylinositol-3-kinase activity. The transcript is spliced from 11 exons. Lineage: Eukaryota; Metazoa; Tardigrada; Eutardigrada; Parachela; Macrobiotidae.